Actinia tenebrosa (Australian red waratah sea anemone) is the source of this 770-nucleotide messenger RNA. RefSeq lists its product as uncharacterized. The record is from RefSeq and is a predicted model, not a curated record. Lineage: Eukaryota; Metazoa; Cnidaria; Anthozoa; Actiniaria; Actiniidae.
GUAAAAUUUAAUGAGUUACUGGAUUCACGCAAAAAUUAUUUCAUUUUUACUUGUUUUAUUUUGAUUUAACACGAGGCAGAGCAAGAAAACUAAACACACCAACUCUUACCUAUCAGAGAUGUCUAUCGAGGCAAAGAGACUGUAUGCUGUUUCAGCCGUGUUGUUUCUUGCAUUGCACAUGACUCAGGUUUCGGAGUGUGAGACUAGUAUUGAAGCGAUAGACGAAGAAAUACCCUUUAUUUCAAGAUAAAAAGCAAAUGUGCAACAGAGUUAAUAAUGGUUAUAACUCGUCAUACCAGAGCAYAGGCUGCUACAGCCAACUUGGAGAAAAACCAGAUUUUGCUUCAAAACCAUGGACACAAUUAAGUACCCCAGAAGAUCUUUGUUGCGAGACAAGCAAGAAGGGAUGUGAAACAGAGUAUGGACCGGGCUAUGUGUAUGUUAAAGAGCACAACAUGUGUUUGAAAGAAGUGUAUGACGGUUGCAUCUUUAAUGUGCCUUUUAACUCGAAAAAGCCACCAGUUUGCUGUCUAACCAAUCCAUCAACAGGUCGAAACACGACGUACGGMUGUCAACCAACACAUACAUGUGGCUUAACAGUAGUCUGCUAACUUAUUUACUUCAARCAGAAACUCAUGAGGGUUUCUUUAUAAGUUUUCUGCUACAUGAGAACAGUUAGCGUUGCCUGCCAGUGUUGAUUUAUGGAUAACAGUAGUCUAAAUGUAUAAGAAGUCUGCAAAUUAAAUGUAAUAAAAGACAUUUAGUUUAUA